Messenger RNA from Cyclopterus lumpus (lumpfish), 3463 nucleotides. Its product is annotated as AFG3-like protein 1. Gene Ontology annotation, molecular function: zinc ion binding; ATP binding; ATP hydrolysis activity. The record is from RefSeq and is a predicted model, not a curated record. Gene Ontology annotation, cellular component: m-AAA complex; membrane. Gene Ontology annotation, biological process: protein-containing complex assembly; mitochondrial protein processing. NCBI's taxonomy places the organism in Eukaryota, Metazoa, Chordata, Actinopteri, Perciformes, Cyclopteridae.
CGUAGUGUGUACGAUACUUGUUGCACGUCUACCACUCCAGUGAAGCCCUGUACAGUCGGGGGACGAUGGGGCUUCUCUCUGCGACUGUCGGUCCCUUUCGGAGCCGAAUACACGCGGUUCGGACGUGGAGCCGAGACUUGUCCACGAUGUCAGCUUCUCUGCGCAGCGGCGGCGCACUCGCGUCGAAGGCGUCACUGUUCCAAAGGAGAUGUGGAGGAUUAUAUCAACACAUUUUUCCGCUUGCUCGGUUGCUUAGCUCAAACAAACCACCAAGAGGUUUUGAAAAGUUUUUUCCAAAGAGUGAAGGAAGCACUGGCGUCAACAAAUCAGCUGAAGAUGAAAAUACCAAAGAACGGGACACAUAUAAUGAUGAAGAUGAAAGACGAAGAGAGAAAAAAGAAGAAUCGCACUGGUGGACGCGUUUUCAGGAUGGUUUUCCCUUGGAUGAAAAAGCAGUUCAGUACUUGGCAAUUGGUGCAGCAGGCAUGACCUCAGCGUUUUGGUACUUUUACUUUCGAGAGACAGGGAUGCAGAUCUCCUGGAAGGACUUUGUGCAUCAUUACUUGAACAGAGGCUUGGUGGAUCACCUGGAGGUGGUCAAUAAACAAUAUGUCAAAGUAAUUCCUGCCAAUGGAAUGAAGACAUCAGAAGUGAGCUAUUUGUGGUUCAACAUUGGCAGUGUUGACUCAUUUGAGCAUAACCUAGAAAUGGCCCAGCAAGAAAUGGGUUUGGACUCAGAGAAAGUACCUGUGUUCUACAGCAGUGAAAGUGAUGGGACACAGCUUUUUACUGUUCUCCCCACUUUACUCCUGGUCGGCUUUUUACUUUUUGUCAUGCGGGCGGGACCAAUGGCAGGAGGUCGUGGGGGUGGAGGGCAAGGAAACCCCUUCAGUAUGAGUAAAUCCAAAGCCAAGAUUAUAAAAGACAACAUCAGCAUUCGGUUCAAAGAUGUUGCUGGCUGUGAGGAGGCUAAAGUGGAGAUUUUGGAGUUUGUCAACUUCUUGAAGAACCCGCGGCAGUAUCAGGACCUCGGAGCCAAGAUCCCAAAGGGUGCGAUGUUAUCGGGCCCACCUGGUACUGGCAAGACCUUGUUAGCAAAGGCCACAGCAGGAGAGGCCAACGUCCCCUUCAUCACCGUCAACGGCUCGGAGUUCCAGGAAAUGUUUGUUGGCGUGGGCCCAGCGAGGAUAAGGGAUACGUUUGCCACAGCUCGGAAAAAUGCCCCUUGCAUCCUUUUCAUUGACGAGAUCGACGCAGUUGGCAGAAAGAGAGGCAAUGGAAACUUUGGCAACCAGAACGAGCAGGAAAACACCCUCAACCAGUUGCUUGUGGAAAUGGACGGAUUCAACAGUAGCACUAACGUGGUCGUUUUAGCUGGCACCAACCGAGCUGAUAUCUUGGAUCCAGCUUUGAUGAGGCCGGGGCGCUUUGAUCGACAUAUAUACAUAGGCCCACCAGAUAUUAAAGGCAGGGCAUCCAUCUUUAAGGUGCAUUUAAGACCUCUGAAGUUGGACAUUAGUAUACAAGUGGAGGCUUUGGCCAGGAAGCUCGCUGCACUGACCCCAGGUUUCACUGGGGCUGAUAUUGCGAAUGUGUGUAAUGAGGCUGCUCUAAUAGCUGCACGGCACCUCGACCGACAUGUCAACACGAAGCACUUUGAACAGGCCGUCGAGAGAGUUAUUGGAGGUCUAGAGAAAAGGAGUCAGGUACUGCAGCAUCCGGAGAAAACUACCGUGGCGUAUCAUGAGGCCGGACACGCUGUAGCGGGCUGGUUCCUAGAACAUGCUGACCCGCUUCUUAAGGUGUCAAUUGUCCCCAGAGGGAAAGGUUUGGGUUAUGCACAGUAUCUGCCGAAGGAACAGUACCUGUUCACCCGGGAGCAGCUGUUUGACAGAAUGUGCAUGAUGCUCGGGGGUCGAGUGGCUGAGCAGGUUUUCUUUCAACGAAUUACCACCGGGGCGCAGGAUGACCUCAGGAAAGUCACGCAGUCUGCGUAUGCUCAGGUUGUACAGUUUGGCAUGAACGAGGCGGUGGGCCAGGUGUCCUUUGACCUGCCUCAGCCGGGUGAUGUCGUAACUGAGAAGCCCUUCAGUGAGUCCACAGCCCAGCUUAUAGACCAGGAGGUCCGCCUGCUCAUUGAUUCUGCCUUCCAACGAACACUUCAGCUCGUUACCAACAAGAAAGAAAUGGUGGAGAAGGUGGCAAAACUUCUUCUAGAAAAGGAGAUUCUAGACAAAGCCGACAUGGUGGAGCUGCUGGGAACUCGUCCUUUUCAGGAGAAGUCGUCGUAUGAGGAGUUUGUUGACGGACUGGGGGAGUUUGAGGAGGACACCUCUCUACCCGACGGGCUGAAGAACUGGAACAAGAACAAAGGGGAGGAAAAACACCCACAGAAUGGACAAAGCAAAGCAGCACUUUACCUGUAGGUGGAUGCACAGCCUCAAGGCAAAUAUCCCACUGUAUUCAGUUGAAUAUAGUUCAGCAGCAUCUGGUCCAGAUGUCAGUGCUCUGACAAACAUUCCUUGUUCAUCUCACUGACGGCUGCAGAGGGAGGGAUGAUGACGUGUUGCACAGGUCUUAAAUGGCCUAGAUAAUGCCAUUUUUCAAGUUGUAGAUUGUGUACUAUGCAGCGAAAUUUCCAAAAAAAUGACUUUUACUUUUAGAUCAGUAAGCUGAGGCUUCUGAGAAAAGUGCAGUUUGUGAUUUAAAAUUAACUGGAGGGGCCUUCUUCCCACACUCAGACUGACAAACAUACAACAGAAUAAUCUGAAGUUGUGGUUACAAGUUACAAAACAGAAAUCAAAAGAGAUGUUUUUAACAUCAUGUGACGGGUAUAUUAGUUGUGGUGUGUAUUUGUUAGUUACACACUGUACUGGUAUCAUAUGAGUUACAUUAUAUUCUGGGGCCCAUUGCCCUUAUCCAACCAUACAUCUAUACAUUUAGUAAGACUCUGUCUCCAAUCUUGGCCACCACUUUAUUCUGGAAAGGGAGAAAGUCUUGAACACCGAAAGAGAUAAAAUUAUUCUGUUAGGGAAAACACCUUUUAAAAAUGUAAUUACUGAGUGGAGCAACCAGAUUAUGCUUGUUUCUUUGAUAUUUGAGUUUUUAAAGGUACUUUCACUGUACUUUUAACUUUUUAAAAUCUUUACACCAUCGUACAAUGAAAACAUUCUCACAUUUCUGUGACAUUUUGUCUUAGCUCAAAUACAUUUUCAUCACCGUUAUAGUCUUCAACCUGGUAUUAAUUUAUCAGUAAAGGUAGAUGUUAGAACUCAAAGUUUAUAAAUUGGCUUUGUGCACAAUGCAGGUUAUUGUUGUCUGCUCAGUGUCCCAUAGUUACACUAGUCAACAUUGAUGCAGUCAUUCAUUACAUUACAUUACAUGUCAUUUAGCUGACGCUUUUAUCCAAAGCGACUUACAAUAAGUGCAUUAAACCGUGAGUCCAAACUCAGAACAACAAGAA